Molecule: messenger RNA, 1196 nt
Organism: Empidonax traillii (willow flycatcher)
Lineage: Eukaryota; Metazoa; Chordata; Aves; Passeriformes; Tyrannidae
Gene: TMT1A
Product: methyltransferase like 7A
Exons: 2
Coding region: 302-1048 (248 amino acids)
Molecular function (GO): S-adenosylmethionine-dependent methyltransferase activity
Source: RefSeq, a predicted model, not a curated record
GCUUGGCCAGGGGUUACACGCACAGUUGCGCUGCCCAGUUUGUCCCGCUUUGGGAACGAACUGGCAGCUCCUCCCCUGCCAGUUGGGACACUCUGGUCACCGCUCGGCCGCUGCUCCGUCCUCGCCUGUGACCGGACUUGGAAAUCAGUUGGAGAAAAGAGUCCAGCAGGACCGUCCAAAAGGAGCUGAACGCGCUUGGAGAGCACAGGGAGAGCAGAAGGCAGCUCUGCCCGAGCUCCCAGGGCUCUGACACACAGGAGGAGUUGUUGUGCCCCGUGCAGAUCCUCUGCCCGCGCUGGGGAUGGCAGAGGCCGGGGCCAGCGUCCUCCUCCUCCGCACCUGCCUGGCGCUGCUCGCCUUCCCCGUCUACCUGCUGUCCUUCCUGGGCCUGUGGGAGCCCUUCUGCAGGAAGGUGUUUUUUCCUUUCAUCUUGGACAAGAUCAGCACCGUUCACGACAAGAAGUCCAAGAAGCACAAGCUGGAGCUGUUCCGAAACCUCUCCGACUUCCGGAGCCCCUCGGGGGAGCUGAGGCUGCUGGAGAUCGGCACCGGCGCCGGCGGCAACUUCCAGUUCUACCCGUCGGGCUGCAGAGUCACCUGCAGCGACAUCAACCCCAACUUCCAGGAGAGCCUCACCAAGAACAUGAAGAAGAACCAGCACCUCCACUACGAGCGGUUCCUGGUGGCCGCAGGAGAGGACCUGCACCAGGUGCCCAGCGGCUCCGUGGACGUCGUGGUCUGCACCCUGGUGCUGUGCUCGGUCCAGAGCGUGAGCAGCACCCUGAGGGAAGUGCUGCGGGUGCUCCGGCCGGGAGGAGCCUUCUAUUUCUUGGAGCACGUGGCCGCCGAGCAUUCCAGCUGGAAGUAUUUUUGGCAGCAGGUCUGCUUCCCGACUUGGAAACUCGUCUUUGCUGGAUGCUGCCUCACGAGAGAGCUCUGGAAGAAUCUGGAAGAGGCCAAGUUCUCGGAGCUGAAGGUACAACACAUAAGUCUUGCGCUGCCCUGGACGCCCAUCGAGCCGCACAUCGUGGGGUACGGGGUGAAGUAACCCCUGCCCUGCCCGGCUGCUCCCUGUCCCCCCCGAAAUUCCUCGUCGUGACCAGCACACCCAGCACGGCACAGGCUCCUCAGCACGUCCCUGUCUCGGUGACACGGGGAAGGACUUAAAUCAGGAACUGAAUUAAGUGAGAAGAGAG